This is a messenger RNA of Neoarthrinium moseri, 864 nucleotides long. RefSeq lists its product as uncharacterized. Gene Ontology annotation, cellular component: cytoplasm. Gene Ontology annotation, molecular function: oxidoreductase activity, acting on the CH-OH group of donors, NAD or NADP as acceptor. NCBI's taxonomy places the organism in Eukaryota, Fungi, Ascomycota, Sordariomycetes, Amphisphaeriales, Apiosporaceae. Bases 1 to 864 code for a protein of 287 amino acids. The record is from RefSeq and is a predicted model, not a curated record. The transcript is spliced from 3 exons.
AUGGCGUCCUUGUCCGUAGCCGGGAAGUAUGCAAUUAUCACUGGUGGAGGUUCAGGGAUCAACCUGGCCUUUGCCCGCUUGCUCCUCUCUCGUGGCUGCUCAGUCCUGAUUGGAGACUUGAAUCUUCGCCCUGAGGCACAGCAGCUCCUAUCAGAGUAUCCUUACCCUCCAGCCUCCUCACGUCCUUCAGCCCUGUUCCAUCCCACCGACGUGCGGUCCUGGCCCCAGCUAUCGGCGCUCUUCGACAAGGGACUCUCCUCCUUCCCACGUCUUGACAUUGUCUGCCCCGGCGCCGGGCUUUUCGAGCCCAGGUUCUCCAACUUCUGGCAUCCGCCGCGCACGGCAACAAACCCUGACACGCCCUCUCGGGACAUAGCAGCCGAUGUGGGAGGCGACGGUUGCAAUACGUACGCCACGCUCGACGUCAACCUGACGCACCCGAUCCGGCUGAGCCAACUUGCCAUCGGUUACUGGACGCAGCAGCGCGCGCCGGGAUGUCUUGUGCACGUGAGCAGCAUAGCCGGUCAAGCGGCGAGUAUCGGCACACCGCUCUACUUUGCCAGCAAGCAUGGGCUGAGUGGAUUCACACCUAUGUGGGAAGAGGACCCCCACAAGGCAGCCAUGUUGGAUCAAAAGAACGACCUACUCAUUGAUCCUGAAGAGAUCGCCGAGGCAAUGCUGCAGUUGUGCGAGAAUCCCGAGUACGGCGACGGCACCAUACUUGAGGUCUUGAUAGCUAAGCAGAGAGUGGUGCCAACAUACAAUGCCGAUCGCCCCUCCGGAAAGGGUGUUACGGUGCCCGGGUACGCCAAGGCAGAGGAGGAGCUAAUGGAGGGCAUUAAGAAUAAUGGGCUGAAGACGUGA